Molecule: messenger RNA, 300 nt
Organism: Pieris macdunnoughi
Lineage: Eukaryota; Metazoa; Arthropoda; Insecta; Lepidoptera; Pieridae
Source: the annotation of a GenBank genome assembly
AUGGAGGUGUCAUUUAACUAUUUACGUCAUGGCGGCAAAUAUAUUCUGUUUGGGUGUUGCCCUCCUACACACCAGGCCACAAUUAACCCUUUCGCUGUAUACGAUAAGGAAUUGACGGUUAUUGGUGUAAAAAUUAACCCCUUCAGUUUUCCUAAAGCACUUGGACUGUUAAGUGCUAUGGGCAGCAGGUAUUUGAACUACGAAAAUCUUGGUGUCAAAACAUAUGCACUAUCAGAAUACAAAUCGGCAUUGGAGGCGUUAAAAAAUGGAAGCAUAUCUAAGGCGAUAUUUAAGAUUUAA